ACACGGAACCUUACUGAAUUAACAGCAGCAGAGGUCAACCCUUCUAUAAAGCAUGCUUGAUUACAUAUUUCCUGAAUUAAGCAUUUUGAUACAAUCACCUCAAAACCAAAGAUGGACUAGGAUGUAUCCAGCAUAAUGGGCAUAAUGGGCAGCAACCAUAUGGGCACACAGUGUGGAUGAGCCUGCCUGCUGAGAUGAACGCUGUCCUUGCCUAUACAUUCACCCAAGUCACGACUCGGUUCGGACGCUACAGACGUUUUAGUGAGAAUACUUUUUGGGAUGUCUCCUGGUCUGAUACACAGCGCUGUAGCUCUGCGGUUGAAAGUGGCGAAAAAAAUGACAUCUUUACCUUAAACUGGCGGAUUAUGUUAAUUAUAUACUCUUAAGGAUAGGAGAUAAGCUCAAGGAACUUUAAUUGAAAGCUCAUGAAGUGGACCUGUUGUUUACCUCAUGGAAUAUUCCAAGACAUCUUUUAGUUCCCUCUAUCCUUCCUCAUGCCUACUCUGAUCUGUGCAACGCCCCUACCCUAUAGCCUGUAAUAACAAGAUAACGUCCUAAAAAGUUAUUUUUAAUACAAGUAUUUAUUUGUCUUGAUUGGCAGAUAUUUUUUAAUCAAGAGAAUCAAGGUCCAAAGGUAAACAUCUGAAAAUAUUGUUCGGAAGGUUGUGCACCGCGCAAUGGAAAGCAUGGUGCGCAUGGAGCUGUCCAUGGUACUGAAUGCCAUAGCAUCAACAAGUAGUGAGCUUUUCAUUUUCUAGGCUACUCACGAGCGCUAUGUUGAAACUAUUGGAAAAACAUGACAUUGGCUGACACAAUAUGGUUAUAACGUUUGAAACUGCAAAUAGCUUUGUAGGAUAAAUCGGAUGUGUUACAAAAGUAUCAGAAGGGAUGACGAAAUGUAUCAUUGCAAGGGGGUAUCAACGCAUCAGAGUCAGUGUGUGAUCUUUGAGAGAGAGGAGACCAAAAAUGUCAAUCCUAUGACGUUAGUUCUGGCGCACGAAUGAAUUCCGAACGAAUGGACGUGCGAGCCAAAUUCGUGAUCAGAAGACGCGGAAAGAACAAGGCGAGAACGAGGUUGGGAGAUCAGGGAAGCCCGAAUUUUAAAACGCUGGGAUUGUCAAUAUUUUAUAGCCUAUUCAAUUGUUAUCUAGAGUGUUUUUCUUUGUUUGUACUGGUCACACGUGACUUUCUGGCGGAAACUGUCUUCUAGAAUUACAGUGCACGGAACUUGGACAUCAUGAUGCCGUUCCUAAGAACCCUGGUUGUGCUGGCUGUCCUCUGCGCGCCAACCUCCAGCCUCUGUCUCAGACUGUACCAGAGCGACUACAACCUCCUCUGUGACGAUGACAUACUAGCUGAGGUCCAGACGAACGACGUUCCCAGUGACACGUUCCCAGUGUCGGAAAGCUUGGGCUCCCUCUUCAAGUCCGGAGACACUCUCUCCUCCGCAGAGUCGCGGGAGAAAAGGACGUCGACUUACCCCGCCAACUACAGGUUUCUCAGUCAGACGCAGCUAAGGAGUAAGAUGUUCCAGAACAGCAUUAAUAAUGAUCGGCUACGCAAGUUUACCCUGUCUCUAGAUGUGCCCACCAACAUCAUGAACAUUCUCUUUGACAUCCAAAAGUCCAAGAACCUGCGCGCAAAAGCGGCCGACAACGCGCGUCUGAUGGCGCAGAUUGGACGAAGGAAGAGACAGUAGACUAUCUCUCCGACGGUUGAAGCCGCUAC
Molecule: messenger RNA, 1728 nt
Organism: Oncorhynchus kisutch (coho salmon)
Lineage: Eukaryota; Metazoa; Chordata; Actinopteri; Salmoniformes; Salmonidae
Product: urocortin-3
Exons: 2
Coding region: 1238-1699 (153 amino acids)
Biological process (GO): digestion; adenylate cyclase-activating G protein-coupled receptor signaling pathway; cellular response to nutrient levels
Cellular component (GO): extracellular region
Molecular function (GO): hormone activity; corticotropin-releasing hormone receptor 2 binding
Source: RefSeq, a predicted model, not a curated record